AUGGACGAUCCAAAUAGGAUGAUGGCGCAUAGUGGCGGAUUGAUGGGGCCGCAAGGCUACAGCUUGGGCGGAGAAGGUGCCCCAACAGCGGGGGAAGGCGAAGCCCGAAAACAAGAUAUUGGAGAAAUUCUACAACAGAUUAUGAAUAUAACAGAUCAAAGUCUUGACGAAGCGCAAGCAAGGAAACAUACGCUGAACUGCCAUAGAAUGAAACCUGCCCUUUUUUCUGUAUUAUGUGAAAUUAAAGAAAAAACAGUUUUGUCACUUCGCAACACACAAGAGGAAGAACCACCAGACCCACAGCUUAUGCGCUUAGACAACAUGUUAAUUGCUGAGGGUGUUGCUGGCCCGGAGAAAGGCGGUGGAGCGGGUGCUGCUGCCUCGGCAUCCGCUGCUGCUGGCGAAUGGGAUAACGCGAUCGAGCACUCGGACUAUCGCGCGAAGCUCACCCAGAUCCGCCAGAUUUACCACCAGGAGUUGGACAAGUACGAGAAUGCGUGCAACGAGUUCACAACUCACGUCAUGAAUCUUCUCAGGGAGCAGAGUCGCACACGCCCCAUCACACCCAAGGAAAUCGAGCGUAUGGUGCAGAUUAUUCACAAGAAGUUUAGCUCUAUUCAGAUGCAACUUAAGCAGUCCACUUGUGAAGCUGUUAUGAUCCUGCGCUCACGUUUCCUGGAUGCCCGACGCAAACGGCGAAACUUCAGCAAGCAGGCGUCGGAAAUACUCAAUGAAUAUUUCUACUCGCACCUCUCCAACCCAUAUCCCAGCGAGGAGGCUAAGGAGGAACUCGCACGCAAGUGUGGCAUCACGGUGUCACAGGUUUCUAAUUGGUUUGGCAAUAAGCGCAUCCGCUACAAGAAGAACAUCGGCAAGGCUCAAGAGGAAGCCAAUCUCUAUGCAGCAAAGAAAGCAGCCGACCUGCCUUGGAUUGGCGCGUGCAGGCGCGAUGCUAGCUCCCCUCCGGCCCGACCCACUUCAUAUUACACAGCGGGUGCGUCUCCGUACUCUAUGGGCGCGGCGUCGGGCACCGCUACGCCGAUGAUGUCGCCGGCGCCUACGCAGGACUCGAUGGGCUACUCGCUGCCGGCGCCCGGCUACGACCCGCCGCAGCCGGGCUACGACGCCGCCAUGGGCUACGACCCCAUGCACCAGGACCUCUCGCCU
This is a messenger RNA of Iphiclides podalirius (scarce swallowtail), 1167 nucleotides long. NCBI's taxonomy places the organism in Eukaryota, Metazoa, Arthropoda, Insecta, Lepidoptera, Papilionidae. The record is from the annotation of a GenBank genome assembly.